Dentiscutata erythropus is the source of this 410-nucleotide messenger RNA. Lineage: Eukaryota; Fungi; Glomeromycota; Glomeromycetes; Diversisporales; Gigasporaceae. The record is from the annotation of a GenBank genome assembly.
CAUCCAUUACAGCAAAAGCUGAGAGAACAAAUGGCGAUAACACGAAUGGCAAGCAAGGUUACUUAAGUCAUGGUUCUACGUUUACAAGCCAUACCGAUUUUGUAGUAGCAGUCCAAGAAUAUGCGAUACGACAAGGUUUUACCAUGAGGCUCCAUAAAUUAAAAAGGAACAAAGCUGGUGCUGUGCGAUGGAGAGAAAUAGUUUGUUCGCGUAAUGGAACUUCAAGUAAAAAAAAGGAAAGUGGGGAUAAACCAACGCGUAAUCGUCAAUCUCAACGAUGUAAAUGCCCAUUUUUAGUUCGUGCUUCCUUGAAUGGUACAUCAGGGUUAUGGGAAAUUAUCUCAACAAAGUUGGAACAUAAUCAUGAUAUCGGAAAUACAGCAAAGUCAAACGUGACAAGUCAGGGUUAG